UCCGGGCUGCAGGGUGAGCACCCUCUUCCGUCAGUGAUUGGCGUGAGGCGAGGACACGGGAGGAACAGUUACAGCCUUCCAGCGCCGCGUAAAAGGCCUCACAGAGGGUAAAUUUGACUGUUGUAUACCAUCAGUGCAGAACACUGAAUGAAUUCUUCACAUAGGAAGUAUAUUUCAGUUUCUUCUCCACACACUUGCAACAUGAGUAAAAGUCAUUUUCCUCAAAGGGUGUUCAUGCAGCCACGUUUUCAUCCUGCACACUUGAAAAGACCAUCUGUAAGCGAAGGAGACUUAGCCGCAGGUCUGCAUGACUCUGAAGAGUCUGAUUGUGAAAGCCUUGCUCAAGAGAGACGAUAUCAGUUAGAACUCCAACAGCGGAUUCGUGAAAACGAAGAACUGGUAGGACUGUCUUCAGAUGAGUUGGAGAAUGACAGCUUAGAAGAAGAUAGCUUGGAGGAGAUGAGUUUAAAAGAGCAAGAAGGAGCUAAGUGUGACACGGAUCGAUAUACAACUGGAAUGCAAAAGAAUGCUAGUAAUGGAAGGAAACAGCAGUUUGUGGACAAAUAUUUCAACCUAAGAUACAAUCCUAAUUGGAAGAACAUAAAAGAGGUAGCAGAAUUUUCUGAAGCAAAAAAAGUUCCUGGAAGUGUGGAAUUUUCACAAGAUUCAUUUUACCUCCUUUCCAAUGGCUUCCCAGAAGAAAAUAAUCAACAGGUGGCAGAAUCACAGGAUACAUCCUCUGAGUUUGAUACAGAAGUAGUAAACAAGCAUGAACCGAAUGCCAGAGUCAGCAACGAACCUUUUAGGUUCUUUACUAAAGGGAAGGAAUCUGCAGAGGACUAUCGUUUCAAAGAUAGUCCCAGUACAUACAGCAGUGCUUUUUCUCUUCGGAUUCAAGAUCAACCGGAAAGAGCAAAAAAGGACUUUGUGGAAAAAAAUAAACGGACUUUAGGGUUAGGUACACGCAUGAGAACUUCCUAUCUUCAAUUGCACAGCAAAAAGCAAGGGAAAGUUCUUCAAGAGCAGGCUGCAGAUGCUAAAGCUGUUGAUGAAGAACCAGUUCGGAAUGUCCUGCCAUUUCAGGACCUGAAAAUGGAUCCUGAAGACAAACGGCCUUCCCACUCUUCUACUCGCAGUUCUCCAGCAGUCCCUUGCCCGGCUUCCCAACUUAUGCAAGCCGUGGAGCAACACCACGAAGAAGCCACUCGUUUGACAGAAGCUCACUUAGCUGACAGGCACUUGUUCAGCCUACUUCCACCUAUAAUCCCACAGGUGGAAAGUGAUUCAGAUCUCAAUACAGAGAGAGGUGAAGGAAAUCAAGUGAAAAUAAGCCGAAGCAACUCAGAAGGCUAUCUAAUGCAAAUGGAAAAGCAAAAACAGCUUACAGCCAACAAGAAGCCAUAUAGUUCAAAAGCCUACAUGAAUCUGAAUGUGAGACUUGGAGGCCUUGGACCUGACUAUGAAGCAAUCAAAGAGAAAAAAGAGAAGUUAAAGCAGCAAAAGGAAUAUGCAAAGCAAAUUAAGGAACAUAACAUGAAGAACAUUGCUUCUGUUCAGAGGUUGCCUACAAAACCCAAGGUUACAUCCUCAGUGUCAAGACAGAAGGCUCUGGAAUACGCUAAGAAGAUUCCUAGACCAAAAACUUUUCCAACAAGACAACCAGACGAAGAGGUGAAAGAUGAAAGAGUUCUGUCACAGAUUUUGAGAAGAGACCAUUUACCUCAAAUUGCAUCCUUGGAAACUUUGCAAAACAGGCAUGAGAAGGAGAAGCAAGUUGUAGCUGCUUUCAGAAACCUUCAUAUCUUAUAAGCAAUUUAAAAUGAUUAAGGAUAUCUUCAAGGCAGAAAUUAUCUGAACUGUUUAAUUAUGAGCUAUUACUAUCACAUGUUAAUCUACCAUCCCCCACAAAUACAAGUUGGUCUAUGUUUUAAUCAUUUUUAAGUUUUAGGAUCAGUUCUAGUAUAUCUAUUUUUUUAAAUGUUAAAAACUGCAUGAGUAGCAUUUUAAAUAUGAUCAUCUCUGUUUGUUUUUUUCCUUGAAAUCUACUCUAGCAGUAAUCAUUCAGAUUAAUGAGUUAUUGGCUUGUCACAGCUGGAUCAUUUUUAAACCUGCCAAACAUACAGGCCAGCAUACCUAUGAAUCAUUAAAAAUAAACUUCAGUCUCAUUUGA
Molecule: messenger RNA, 2170 nt
Organism: Struthio camelus australis
Lineage: Eukaryota; Metazoa; Chordata; Aves; Struthioniformes; Struthionidae
Source: RefSeq, a predicted model, not a curated record